CACUGCCUCCCGUUCAGCCUUCGAUCCCCUUUUGUUGGCUGCGUGUCUGUGGUAUCUGCUUGCUCCCUGUCACGUCUGGAAUAGCGCUUGCGCUUCAUCAUCCCGCUCUCUCUCUUGCUUACUACCCUCUAAUCCGACUCCAGUCGUAAUGCAUCUCUCGAAACAUCUGGCGCUGGUCUCGCUUUCCCUCCUUUCGACUCUCUCCGCAGCACAUGGCGCAUCCGUAACACGGCGAGCCACAACCUGCAAUGGACACGCCGAGUUAUGCGAUCGUAGCUACGGCAAUGUCACGUUCGUCGGGGCACAUGAUUCCUAUGCAGUAGGAACAAACAACCUCGCUGCCAAUCAGGAUUACAACAUCACUCAACAAUUGAACGAUGGCAUCCGUAUGCUUCAAAUGCAAGCACAUAACAAUGGAGGCACCAUUCAGCUGUGUCAUACCAGCUGUUCCCUAUACAACGGUGGGACCCUUCAGGAUUACCUGACGACAGUGAAGACAUGGUUGGACGCGAACCCCAAUGAUGUUCUCUCACUCCUCAUCGUGAAUUCCGAUGAUUUGCCGCCGUCCCAAUACGACGCUGUCUUCAAGACGGUAGGAUUGGAUACGAUGUCAUAUACACCCGCCUCGUCCCCCAUUACGCAGAGCUCAUGGCCCACGCUGGGUUCCAUGAUUGACUCGGGCAAGCGCUUGGUCACGUUUAUGGAUGCCUCGGCGGACUUCACUGCCGUACCCUACAUCAUUGACGAGUUCACCAAUAUUUGGGAGACUGCGUAUGACGUAACCGACACAACUUUCAACUGCGAGGUCAACCGUUCGAAAGGGGAUACCUCUACGGAGAUGUAUCUCAUCAAUCACUUCCUGGAUCAGCUUGUUCUGGGGAACCCUGUACCGGAUGUGGGCAACGCUGCCAGUACUAACGCGGUAUCCGGUGUUGGUUCGCUGGGUCAACAGGUUGCGACAUGCGCUGCCCAGUAUGGCAGGAACCCGAACUUCAUGCUAGUUGAUUUCUACGAAUAUGGUGGAGGAUCUGUUUUCCAGGUAGCGGCCUCCGCGAAUGGCGUGGACUACUCCCCAUCUACUCCAGUUGCUUCGCCAAAGUCUCAGACGUCGGAUUCUUCGAACUCGACCGGUGGCUCCAGUUCGGCUGCUCCAAUUGACUUCCGGAUAAACCAGAGUCAUGCUGUCGCUGUCUCAGCCUUAAUCUUCAGCGUGUUGCUUGGGGCAUACAGUGUUGUGUAGGCGUUGCAACUUCAUCUCACGAUCAUCUCGCAUCCAGUAGCCAAAAUGUACUUUGCGGACUGCACCAUAGGACACAUUC
Molecule: messenger RNA, 1319 nt
Organism: Gloeophyllum trabeum ATCC 11539
Lineage: Eukaryota; Fungi; Basidiomycota; Agaricomycetes; Gloeophyllales; Gloeophyllaceae
Product: PLC-like phosphodiesterase
Exons: 9
Coding region: 149-1240 (363 amino acids)
Biological process (GO): lipid metabolic process
Molecular function (GO): phosphoric diester hydrolase activity
Source: RefSeq, a predicted model, not a curated record